Molecule: messenger RNA, 1053 nt
Organism: Rotaria sordida
Lineage: Eukaryota; Metazoa; Rotifera; Eurotatoria; Philodinida; Philodinidae
Source: the annotation of a GenBank genome assembly
UUGUCUUCUAGAAGUGUUCAUUUAGUUUUCUGUUUGUUGGUGUUUUUCUGUUUUAUGUUUUAGUUUAUCAUGAAUAAUUUUUCAUCGAAUUCAAUUAUGUCUUAUCAUCAAUGGCCACCAAAUAAACUAAUUCGUAUAUUUAUAUUAACAACUAUAAUGUGUGUAACUUUAAUUGGUAACAGUUAUAUUAUAUUUGAAUUAUUUUGUCGACGUCGUCGACAUCAUACACGUUUACAUUUAUUUAUAUUGAAUUUAGCUAUUGGAGAUUUAACAAUAUGUUUAUGUACAAUGACAUCAGAAUUAUUUCUUAUAAUUUUUGAUCAAGAAUGGAUUUUAGGAAAUGCUGCUUGUAAAUUAACACUUUAUAUUCAAGUUGUUACACUUGCUUCAACAACAUUUAUUAACGUCGCAAUGACUUAUGAUCGAUAUGAAGCAGUCUGUUGUCCAUUGCGAUCACGUACAGCACUUCGUCGUGUACGUCGUAUUAUAAUUCUAUGUUGGUUAAGUUCAUUAAUAACAGCUAUACCACAAUUAUUUAUAUUCAAACAAAGUUUAAUAAAAGGAAGUUUAAUAAAAUAUCGUUGUAGUAGUACAGGUUAUACAGCUGAAUGGCAACGUCGAGUUUAUUUUACAAUAUUUGCUUGUUAUCUACUUGUUAUACCAGCUUUUUGUAUGACAACAUGGUAUAUAAAAAUAAUAUGUGUUGUUAUAUCGUCAACUGAAAUUCGGAUGCAAAAAUUUCAUGGUCAAACCACAACAACAUUCCUUACAUCAUCGGCAACAUCUCUAGCUAAAUUUAAAACGGUUAAAUUAGCUAUGACUAUUAUUAUUGUAUUUGUCGUUUGUUGGACACCUUAUAUAGUUUUAACUUUAAUUGAAAUUUAUUCGGAUCGUCGUUUACGUAUACCACCAUGGCUUGAUGGAGUUUUACAAACAAUAUGUUUAGCACAAAGUGGUCUUAAUCCGUUGAUUUAUAUAAUAUUUAAUCAUAAACAAAAACAUGUACCAACAAUAAUUAUUGCUUUAGCACGAAUAACUUCAUUAAAAUGGUGA